This is a messenger RNA of Marmota monax (woodchuck), 1461 nucleotides long. RefSeq names its product glutamate rich 6B (gene Erich6b). Bases 1 to 1461 code for a protein of 486 amino acids. The record is from RefSeq and is a predicted model, not a curated record. The transcript has 9 exons. NCBI's taxonomy places the organism in Eukaryota, Metazoa, Chordata, Mammalia, Rodentia, Sciuridae.
AUGUCUUCUGAAAACAAUUCAGUGUCAGGAGACUUGUCUCCUCCCUCUCCCACAACGUCUGGAUUUCCCACACAGAACUUCCCUUCAGCAAAAGAAGAUGCCAAGGUAGAGUUAGAUAGGGAGAGUUUGAGGGAUAAAUCUACACCUGGUAAAACUAAAAAGUCUCUGAAAGGGAAACAUUACCCAGGAAAGGAAGAGUAUCUGGAGAAGAGAGAGCAUUCAAGGCAGGAAGACUAUCUGGAGGAGGAAGACGCUCUGGAGGAAUAUGAGUCUACAGAGGAGGAAGAGUAUCUAGAGGAAGACAAGUUUAUAAACAUAACAGACUACAUGUUUAAAGGAGAGAAUCUGAGAAAAGCACAUCCAUUUCAAAAGCAUCUGGGGCAGGCCUUGGAUGAAUGGGCCAGCAUCAUAGAUGAGGCUGUGGACAAGGAACUUAAGAACUACAGUGAUAAUUUUUUUAGAAGAUCCUAUCAGGCAGUAUUUAAGAGAAUAGUCAGAGAAAUGUAUGCUGCCAAUGAACUGGAAGACGAUCUUAACAUCCCCCUGACUCUGAUGCUGGAAACUGAAGACAGAAGGAAGCUGGGAAUGCUGUUGAAGGCAAAUUUUGAAGCAUUGGAAGACCCAAUCAUAUGGCUUAUGAAGAGACAUGAAGGUCUAAAGUCGUCUGAGACUCUCACAUUUCAUCUCCCGAGUAUGAUGGAGCCUGAGCCAGAAGGCAAGAAGCGGGUUGGUGGUAAGAAGAAAGUGGAACUAGAUACAGAAUGGAUACAGGAGGUGAAGGUGCGUAAAGGUGAUGGAAAAUUAAUUCUCUACCCCAAUGAGAACAUCUUCCAAGUUCUCUUUCCUGAUGGGACAGGACAGAUACACUAUCCAUCAGGAAGGCUCGCUCUGCUCAUCUCCUGCACAGAUGGUGAAGAGUUCACAUACAUCAUUCUGGAAGACAGUCUAGAGGCUAGCAUCCGGGCCCUCGUCAAUAACUCUGGCCAUGCCACCUUCAAUGAUGAAAAUGGAUUUAUCUGGUCAAGCCUGAGCAGCAGCCUGGGCUACUACUUCCCCAAGGGCAAAAACCAGAAGGCCUGGAACUGGUGGAAUCUGCAGGUCCACGUCCACGUGCCCCCUUUCCAGCCCAUCUCCUUGAAAAUCAACAGCUACAUCCAGGUGCACAUAAGAAGCCAGGACAAGAUCAUCUUCAGCUUUCUCCACCGACAGAAGCAGUUUCGUUUAAACCUGGGCACCAAGUUCAAGUUCAUAAACUCAGAGGUGCUACAAGACCUGAAGGAGAAAACAAUCCUGGAGGUAGAUCCUGGCACAACAGCUCGGAAGGUCCAGAUCCUUCUGGGAAAAAUGAUUAGGAUCCUGAACUUGCUGACCAUGUCUGAUUUGAAAAACUUCACAGAGGCCUCCAAGAUGUGUCUCAUGGCUUUAGGAACCAAGAAGAAGAGAUCUCGAUUCUGUUUGUAG